This is a messenger RNA of Mytilus trossulus (common blue mussel), 2662 nucleotides long. RefSeq lists its product as uncharacterized. NCBI's taxonomy places the organism in Eukaryota, Metazoa, Mollusca, Bivalvia, Mytilida, Mytilidae. Gene Ontology annotation, molecular function: GTP binding; protein binding. The record is from RefSeq and is a predicted model, not a curated record. The coding region runs from base 1 to 1104 and encodes 367 amino acids. The transcript has 4 exons.
AUGGCCAUUAUCACUGGACUAGGAUACCUUGACAAGUCAGAAUAUUUAAUUUCGACCUCAGCUACUUCUAUAUCGAUAUCAUGGGAAGAGCAUCGUGUUCCGAGAGGAAACACUGCGUAUGUGAUCAAGUAUCGCAAAAUUUCCGAAGAUUGCUUUACCAGCAAAACAACGAACACUCCUUUUGCCGAAAUAGACGAAUUACACAAUGACACUGAGUACCGAGUAAACGUUUACUGGGAAAAUGCAGAUGGAGAUAACGUCAAGUUAUUAGAAGAAGUAUGCACAACAGAGAAGUCAGACAUGGAUUACUUAAAAUCUCAAAAUACUUCAAUAGACAAGACCAGAACAGGACAACCUGUAUUAUAUCAAUUUCAUCCUGUACACAAGCGAGAAGAAAAUGGAAAUGACAAGGACAAAGCUCCAAAGUCAAAAGAAGAUUCUACAAAUUAUGAAGUGCUCCAGAUUUGUGAUAUGAUUGCAGAAUAUGAUCCAGGUAUAUAUACAUCUAACGAAAAGACAGUGCUUCUGUUGGGAGCUACAGGUACUGGGAAGAGUACGCUUAUAGAUGGAUUGAUCAAUUAUAUUGCGGGAGUGUCUUAUAACGAUGAUUAUCGAUUUUCAUUAAUUCACAAGACUAAAGAAGAGAGGAUACAGUCGGAAACUCCAGGACAAUCACAGACUUCAACAACUACUAUCUACAGAAUACCCGAACUUGAUGGCUCCAAAGUAAGCUUUAAAGUAAACAUUAUAGAUACUAUUGGGUUCAUAGACACGAGAAAACAUUUUGACAAAAAACUUACCGACCAACUCCAAACUCUUUUUGGUGGGAUUAUAGAACAUCUAGAUGCAGUCUUGGUCGUUAUUCCGUUAUCAACACAACGAUUAACGGAAGGACAAGAAUACGUUUUUUCAAGUAUCUCAAAACUCUUUGGUAAGGAAAUCGAAGAAAAUAUUUGUGUUGCAAUAACACAUGAUGACGGCGGAGAACCUACAUGCUUGGGUCUUCUCGAAAAAGCGCUAAAAAAGUUUCCACAAGGUAACGUUUUUAGAUUUAACAAUUCAUUUGUUCUAAAAAAAGCCAAGCAAAACAGACCAAACAAGUGACAAACCGUCUGACCAAAUUAAGAGAGAACAGGAAGAGCUUUGGAAAAACCGAUCCGUUACCUUUUCUAAACUAUUUAACAAAAUGAAUGAAUUACCAAAGACCACGGUCAAGUCAAGCCAUGAGGUAAUGGCUGCAAGACAUAGACUGCAAAUUCAACUAAAAGCACUAGAGAGCAGCAUAAUGGAACAGGCACAGAGAAUCGUAAAUUACAAAAUAGCAAAAGAACUCGAACAUAGUACCGAAAAAACAGAUCAAUCAUUUUCCAAAAAAGUGUAUGUAUAUAAACAUCAACAUACCGGUAGAACAUCAAUUAAUUGUCGAAGCUGUAAAAGAACUUGCCACGGGGGCUGCUGGGUUCCAUUAGAUAUGCUUACUUGGACAUGUGAAUCAAUUGUCGAUAGUAAAUGCACUGUUUGUAAGAAUAAUUGUAGUAUUAAAGUUCACGAUCGCGAGAAAUACGAAUACAUGUUAACUCUCGAAGAACGAGUGUUCACCGUCGCAGAGUUUGUCAGAUCGUUUGAAGAGUCUUUUUUGGAAUUCUUAAAAACUAUUAACAAAGUGAACGUAUUAAUUAAAGAGCUCGCGAGUAAAGCGUUGAGACCAGAUGUGCUGACUACACAAGGAUAUAUCGAACACAUAAUUAAAGAGAAUAAUGAAGAGAAACAAGAAGACUAUGAGUCACGAGGAAAAGUACUAACUAAGGUUAGAGACUACAUUGACAAAGGAGUUUUGAUUUGGAACCUCAAGUUGUCGCACCUUAUAAAGUAGAAAUUGAUUUUUACAGACUUUAUUCUUUCACAUGUGUUAUGUAAUAUAAUAAACUGAAACGCAUGUAUGCUGUUUAAACCUAAAAUGUAUAAGCAAAUUAUGUUAUACUGAUAGUGAUUUGAUUUAAAUUUUGUAUGCGGUAUUAGUUGACACUUGUAGAGAUACAUUUGGUUUUUGAUUUCUGUACAGUUUGUUCUUAUUUGAGAACGUAUUGACACAUUAAAUCUCACUUUUUUGCAUUACAAAAAUAUGUAUCUAGAUUAAGAAAAAAAUAAAGGUACAUUCUGUAUUGGCAAUAAAUCAAAAGAGGCAACAGAUACUAAGGAGACUUCUAGUCUUGUUGAUGUCUGCCUGAGAUAUUAACAGCGGUCUCAUAUUUUUAGUACUUAUAUAUCCUUGUCCAAAACGUAGUUCUUCAAAUGAAACCAUAGUAUGGAGCUAAUGGCUUUGUUGACGUAAAAAAAAAAUCCGCUAUUUCGAGUUUUCCCCAAAUAUUCGGCUAUUGUAUCGAUAAUAUAUUAGUUGUUUCUUGAGUUAAAGUUGAUGUUUUCUUAACCUCAAUAAUUAAUAUUCGAUGUAAUGGUGAUCCUAAUCACAGUAUCGUUGAAACACUCUUUCAUCAAGAAAAGAUCCUGCCAUUGAUGAGAAUGAAUAGUACAGUUAUCAAUAGCACCAAAAUAAAUUAUAUUUAUCUGAAGUGCUUUCGUCAGAAACGCUCAGACCGAAAGAUCAAAAGCCAGGACAGUGGUAAAUAUGGUAUAUACGUAGACACGUAGCUCAAAAGUUUUA